AUGCUGCAGGGUGUUCGUAUCUAUUGCAAACAUGAAGCUGCACGCCCGUCGCGUUCACGCAGGAGUCCGCUUCUCCAGGAGGGCCUCCAGUGCGGCUACUGCGGGAGCGGCAAACUAUUCGUGACGAGUGCCUCGCGCGCGGGUCAUUACCGUAAAUGCCAGGCGUACCAGCUGGCAAAAAGCGCGCGGGGCACCGUUGCGGAAGGCCCGGAGGACCCUCACCCUUAUGGGAUCCUCACGGCACAGAACCCACAGGCCGAUGUGACCCCGGACGGGCCCCGGGAGACCUUGUCGCAUCUGCUGUGGGAGUGCCUCUUCUCCGUCGGCUGA
Molecule: messenger RNA, 330 nt
Organism: Trypanosoma conorhini
Lineage: Eukaryota; Euglenozoa; Kinetoplastea; Trypanosomatida; Trypanosomatidae
Exons: 1
Coding region: 1-330 (109 amino acids)
Source: RefSeq, a predicted model, not a curated record